Scatophagus argus is the source of this 1483-nucleotide messenger RNA. Its product is annotated as macrophage mannose receptor 1-like. Lineage: Eukaryota; Metazoa; Chordata; Actinopteri; Scatophagidae. The record is from RefSeq and is a predicted model, not a curated record. Bases 140 to 1084 code for a protein of 314 amino acids. The transcript is spliced from 6 exons.
UUUGCUUUUUGUUUCUGAUAUGGAGAUGAUGACAGAACGACAUCUGCAGUAAAUGAUCUGCAUAUCCAUUAAACUUACAGGAGCCAUCACUGCUUCAUAUUAACUUCACUGUGAAAUUAGGAGUAAAAACAGCAGGAAAAUGGAAACAAUCAUAAAUCUACUUCUGCUUCUCUCAGGGCUGUGUUCUCCAUCCUCAUGUGUGCCCCAGCAUUCAUACAUCUUAGUCAAUAUGUCAAAGACCUGGUACGAAGCGCAGACCUACUGCAGAGACACAUGUUUUGACCUGGCUACCAUAAACGACAUGGAAGAGAUGGAAACAGUACUUCAAGCUGUGGAGGGCAAGUACGACGGUGCCAUGUGGAUCGGACUUCAGAAAGGGUGGACGAUGAGGUGGCACUGGUCUUUGGCCAACAAAGAUUUCUACAAGGAGGGAGAAAAAAACAGUUUUGUUUUGGAUGAUACACAUUACAACUGUGUGACUUACCUGGAGGGGAAAAUGGAUUCAAUUUCAUGUACAUACAUGAAAUAUUCAGUUUGCUUUGAUGGGAAAAAAAGUGACCGUGAACAGUAUGUUCUCACGACACAAAUGAUGACUUGGAUUGUUGCUCGCGAGUACUGCAGGACUCAGCACACAGACCUGGCCAGUGUGAGGAAUGAGGACGAAAAUCGGACCAUUCAGGAAGUAGCUGGUGGCCUGCAGGUGUGGAUUGGCCUUUUCAGAGACCCCUGGGAAUGGUCCGACCAGACCGACUCUUCGUUUAGAUACUGGACAGCAGGUCAACAAGUCUGGACCGAGCCUGAACAAACAUGUGCUGCUUUGUUAAAACACCAGUCUGGUAGAUGGGGAGAACUGCCUUGUAAAGAAGCACAUGCGGUCCUCUGCAACUGUCCCAUUCAGAUGAGGUUCAUUAAAAUGAGGAUCAGCUCACAGGACCCUGAACUGGAUCCAAACGAUCCUGCAGUGCAUGACUACAUAUUGAAGCUUAUCAAACAGAAACUGAGUGACAAAAGUACGACUGACGUUUUCCAGCUACGAUGGAAAAAGCAUCCCGGUGGAAGAGUUUUUACCAGGCAACCAAACUAACAUGGCUGACGAGAGAGUAGAAUCAGAGAAACAGGUUUUUAAAAAAUAAUAUUAAGCCCGGGGUUCCUGUGUGUCUGUGCAACUUUUACUUAAAGAUAUAAUGUUUAACAUUUCUACCUUAAAAUGUGUAAAAACAAUUAGACCUUUAUUAUGUAUUUUGUUGAGUUGUGUAGCCUACUUAGAGCUAGAAUUUCAUUCAAAUAAACUCACGUUUUAUUUGGUCAUUUGUCUAACUUCCCAGAGAGUCAGAGAGUGAGGGAGGAAGUCAGCGAAUGUGACUAAAACUUUUAAACAUUACUACUUCAUUAAACUGCGUCUUUUGUCUUUUUUUCACCUCCUGUUUUUAAACAAAUGAGAUUUUCUAUAACGUGUGUUUGGGGAGGUGGAGGAAGUAUUCAG